UGUUUCACUUGCCACAAUACUCCACAUCUCAUACAUUGUCAUCUACAACAAGAAAACUUCAUUCUUCUUUUGUUUGAACUAUCUCUCAUUUUUAUCGUAACAAUAAUAGUUACGUCUCAGUUCAAAACCAAUCAAGAGUCUAAUAUAUAAAUUCUCUAUAUACUUGCAGUCCUUUUUUGUCACAUUAAUUACUCCUUUAUCACCACCAUUACUAUUCUACAAGAAGCCAAACGGUCCAAAAAAACAAAAAAACAGUACUCUUUAGCAAUAUUAUAAACUCCAUUUCAUCUUCACGUUUUCAGAAUAAGACCAAACAUCCACCUCUUUCACCUAGUAGCUAUGUCAGUUACAAGUUCUUGACAUCCUCUGUGAAAUAGCCAGUUUCAACAAUUCCCCAUAUUUCAGACAACGAAAAAUAUUCAUACUUUUGAUCUCGGGCGAAAAAUCUUCAUAGAGAGUUAGAAAGUGUCAAUUCUCGUAACUAGACGGUGGCAAAGAAAAAUACUUUUGAUCUUGGACGAAGAUCUUCAUAGAGAGUUAGAAAGCGUCAAUUCUCAUAACCCGAGGGUGCCAACGGGCGAAGAUCUUCACAGAGAGUUAGAAAGCGUCAGUUUUCGUGUUUCCAUCAAAGAAAUAUUUGAUACUUCUGAUCUUGGGAGAAGAUUUUCAUAGAGAGUCAGAAAGAGUGAGUUCUCAUAACGAGACGGUAAGGAAAAAAUACCUCUCUUGGCAACGAAAACGUCAUUGACUGGUAGAUUAUUUUCCGACUCGGUUAACGAAAAAAAUGAGGAAAAUGAGAGGAUUUAGGCUUGGAAGGAGAUUGGUGAGAGUUUUCAAGUUGUUCAUUCAUAGGAGAAGAAAGGGAAAAAUCAGCUACAAACGUCUGGGAUCCUCAAAUUGUGCAACAAAAGCAAUUUCAAAGCUUUGUAAUUUGGGAAAUUUGUUGAAGCAUGGGGUUAAAGGUGUCAACUUUAGAAGGCCCGGUUCGGGUUAUAUCCGGGUCGGAUCGGAUUUUAUGGAUCAGAACCAAAUACCAAAAGGUCAUUUGGCUGUGUAUGUUGGUAAAAAACAGGAUGAUGCAUGUAGAAUUUUAGUGCCUGUGAUUUACUUUAAUCACCCUUUGUUUGCUGAUUUGCUGAGAGAGGCUGAAAUGGUUUAUGGGUUUAAUCACUCGGGUGGGAUCCAAAUCCCUUGUCGGAUAUCCGAAUUCGAGCACGUUCAAUCAAGAAUCGCCGCCACGGGUGGCAGUGGGAGUUGCCGCUGGAGGCGGAGCUGGAGGCAUAAAUACUGGUGAAUUGUGAUAGGGGCGAAUCUAAGAUUUGAAAGCACAUCUUUUCACUUACGUGUGUAGGAAAAAGUGAUGAUCAAGAAUCGCGCCACGUGACAGUGCAAUUUGUCGUGGGAGGCGGAGUUGGAGGCAGAAGAUUGGUGAGUUGUGAUCCGGAGCGAAUCUAAGAUUUAAAAAUAUAAUAUGGAGUACUUUUUUUUCACUUUACCUUGCGUGUAUGAAGAAAGUAAUGAAUGUGCUCACUUUCACUAGUUAGAUUCGUCUUUGACUAUUGAUCAUGUCGGAAUUUGUACAUAUUUAUGUUUAUUUAGUGAUCAAUUUGUCAGUUUCUUUGGUCUCACUCAGAAAAAGGAUUCCGGGCUGUAGUAAGAUCUAAUUAGUUAAUGUAUUCGUCCUAUCAUGAAGGAAAAAAGAGGUUUUGACAUUGAUGUCAAAUCUUGGGUUAUUGGGGAUGUGGAGAAUAUAUUUGUACAUAGUAUUUGUUGAUACUCUCAAAUUCUUCAAAUGUGAGUUUAUUACGGUCAUCAAAAAAUCAUUACGUCUCUUGUGUUUUUCUAGUUUCUUUCUUUUUAUUUAUUUAUUUAUUUAUUUAUUUUUUGAUAAUUUCAGCAACUCAUCACUGCAAGUUUCUUUCUUUUCAUUGAAUGGUAUUUCCAUAAAUGCAUUGCGAUUGGAAAUGGAAUAUCUUAGGAUAAAUAUUACAUAUUGAUUUGAAGAGUCGUAGUAGGAUAAGAUAUUAAUAGCUUUCUUAUUAGGACCAUAGUUAAAAUAUCAGCCUUAUAUUGACUUCUCUAACAUGUGUUG
Lycium barbarum (goji berry) is the source of this 2092-nucleotide messenger RNA. RefSeq names its product auxin-responsive protein SAUR36-like. The record is from RefSeq and is a predicted model, not a curated record. NCBI's taxonomy places the organism in Eukaryota, Viridiplantae, Streptophyta, Magnoliopsida, Solanales, Solanaceae. The transcript has a single exon. The coding region runs from base 785 to 1294 and encodes 169 amino acids. Gene Ontology annotation, biological process: response to auxin.